Heterostelium album PN500 is the source of this 2223-nucleotide messenger RNA. RefSeq lists its product as uncharacterized. Gene Ontology annotation, biological process: transcription initiation at RNA polymerase III promoter. The coding region runs from base 1 to 2223 and encodes 740 amino acids. The record is from RefSeq and is a predicted model, not a curated record. NCBI's taxonomy places the organism in Eukaryota, Evosea, Eumycetozoa, Acytosteliales, Acytosteliaceae. Gene Ontology annotation, molecular function: histone acetyltransferase activity; protein binding. Gene Ontology annotation, cellular component: transcription factor TFIIIC complex. The transcript has 8 exons.
AUGAAUUUAAUUAAAUCUAAACAAUCUAUUAAACAUAGUUCAUCUAGUUUCAAAUGUAUAUCUAAUACACAUAGAUCAGAGAGAGAUCAAUUCUUGAUUACCUCUUCAAAAUCAAUUUUUAUAUUUAGUCCUUUGAAUGGAUCGAAUCUUCAGCAGUAUUCAACAGCAGAGAUUACAAAGGAAAUAGAUUUUCAACUCGAUAGUGCAAUCACAUAUCAGAGUCAAUCAAAGAUGUCAGUUGAUCCUUAUUUCAAAGAGGCUAGAUUCUCACCUCAUCUGAAUAGCAUGAAUGUCUCUUUGAUAGCUGCAUCUACAAACAACCUCAAUCUUCAUAUAUUCUUACAACCACCUCUAUCAUCACCUACAUUUCAACCAAAUUGGGUCAAUCAACAAUCGAUUCAAUUAAAGAUAUAUAAUCAUUUGAAAUCAACAGAGUUUGACAAUGAUGAUGAUGAUGAUUGUGAUGAAUAUCAAUAUAAAGAACAAUCAUUUGUUAUAAGAGAAUCUGAAAUAAAGGAAUACCAACAUCGUCAAAGAGAUUUACUAGAUAUUCUUUGUCUUGAUUGGUCACCUAGAUUUAAACUAGUUACAAACAAAAAUAAUAAUAAAAAUAAUAAUGAUAAUGAUAAUGAUAAUAUAGAACAAACACAAAAAUCAAAUGUAACAUUGUUGGCACUUGGUGGAAAGAGAAUCUUGACAUUGUGGAAAAUGAAUUUGGAAGCUCACUAUUCUGAACCACUUGAAAAUACGAUUGAACAUUUCGCAACACAUAAACUAGGAAAAGGAUGGUGUCAACAUUUGCGGUGGAAACCUACACUGUCUGCAGGUGCUCUUCCCAUAAUCGCUACUGCCACAAGUCGAGGAGAGGUGACACUAUACAACAUUGAUCACGACACAACGAUGACACCAAUCGCAACAGUCUGUGAAGCUGACGACUCACCCGUUACUCUUCUAGAGUGGUCACCACCAAAUGAAUCAGGAGAAUCACUACUUAUCAUUGGAAAAGGAAUAGCAUUACAAAUCUAUAACCCAAUUAAACGUUCAUUGACAAACUAUUUGAUAAACAACACUGACAAUGUUUCUAGUGUUAUAUUUGCAAAUGCCAAUCAAUUUUACUGUAGUUCAUUGGACGCUACCAUCCAAAGAUACACGGUCAGCGAUAGAUUUUGGAAGACAAUGGAUACAACCAAAGAUAUUACCAUCGAAACAAUUAACCUACCUCUCGAAGCCAAUGAUAGAGCACCCGACAAUUAUUAUUUUUGUUUGCCUUCUCCAAACAAUUUGUUUUUGAUUGUUGGUGAAAAUGCUCAAGGUAUACAAAAAAUGUAUAGUGUUAGAAGAGACUUUGUAAAUGUCAAUAUCUAUUAUAAUUCAGAUUUUGAAAACUAUCAACUUGGAUUAAUUCAUAAAUACAAUACAAAUAAGAAUCAAUUAUAUAGAAUAUGGGAUACUCUAGCAUAUCAGCGAUACCUAACAGAAGAUCAACUAGUAGAGAUUAUAGAUACAACUAUUGCAGAGCUCGAUAGAUUACAAAACAAAAAGAACAAUCAACUUGCUGAUUAUUAUCAUUUUUAUAAACUAUUUAUUUAUACCUAUCAUAUAAUGAAAGAACAAUGUCCAAACAAAAUAAUAGAACAAUGGAAUAUUCUUUGUAAAUUGUUUAUUUCAAAAGUAGAAAUGAUUUAUAUUGUGAAUGUAUUAUCAACAUUUCUAACAAAUAUGGAUCAUUCAAUGAUAUCAAAAGAUGAAGAAAUAUCAUUAUUACUGAUGUGUGAUUGGUUACUUGAAAUCAACUCUGACAAUGUUAUUAGUGACAAAGAGAAACAAAUAAGUAUUGCCAAGCAAGUCUAUAAGAAACUAGAACAAUCAGUACCCGAUCCAAAGCGUUUACCUCCUCGUGAGAAAUGUAUCUUUUGCCAGCACAAUGUUCCCAACAAACCAUUGCUCUCGACAGUAGAGUGUGUCAAUGGAUGUCCUCUGGCUCGCUGUCAACGAACCAAACUCCUACUAAAUACUCACCAGUUGUUUCACUGCCAAAUGUGUCGUGUGAAAUCACUUAUCUUCCACAAAGAAGCAUAUCUCUUUGACAAAGAAGCGCAAGAUGAUAAGAGUUCCACAUUCAAACAAUUCAAAGCAAUCGAGGCAUCACCCGAUAUCAAAGGUAAAGCUUCAUCCUGCUUAUACUGUGGUUGUACAUAUACAAGAAGAUAUCCAUUCGAAUGA